AUGGAGGAAAACGAUGAGAUUAUGGAUGACUUCCAGGAAGAAGACGUUGAACACGUAGGCGUUGGAAAGGUACAGCGUUAUUAGUUGUUAUCCAAAUUGAAUAUUUUCUAGUAUACGAAAUAGGAAUGCUUUCCUUUCUGACAUAGGUUCUAAAUUUCUUAAAAUCAAGAAAUGUAAGAGCAAGUGUGAUCAGUCGAUUUCGUACAGAAAAGGUAUGUACUGUACUGUAAACGGCUGUAAUUAAACACUGUAAUUAUUGAUUAGAAUAAUCCUGACCAAACCUUAUUCAUUAUUAUAUUAACCCCGAAGUUAUUAUUUUUAUUUACAAAUAUUUCACUACGCUAACCCGCCAAACUCUGAUUUUCAAAUAUAUUAUUUAUUUAUUUAUUUACAAAUAUUUUAAAAUGGUAAGUAAGUCUGAUUUUCAAGGGGCCGUUUCUAUUUACAAAAAUAUUCAUUCUAAAAAAUUACUAAAAAAUAUAUACACAAACAACACAAUCAUGCAAGUUUUAUAAGUCGAUAAUAUGCACAAGCCCACACUAUAUAUAUUUACUAUAUAUCUAUACACGCUAUAUACACUAUAUAUCUAUACCUGUAUAUAUUGCAUAAUUAUGAGGAUAAAAUACUGCUGAUGGAACUCAGCAUCUCCUGGCUAUAGCUAUGUCUCGCUGUAUACUGAAAUAUGAAACAUAUAUACUGCUUUCCAGAGGGUCCAGUAAAUAUUAAAGUGCUUUAUUAUCAUAUGAAACGUUUUAUUAUACCGUAUAUAAAUUCAGUUUUGGCUGCAAUGCGAUCUAUUAAAUCAAUUAUUGUUAUUAUUAUUAUUUAUUUUUGAAAUUUACUGAAAACUCAACUUUAUAAAAUACAACAUGAAGCUAUUUGUAAAGGAGUUCGAAGUCGCAUUCACAUGGCACUUCACGUGGCUUUUUAAUUUUUUUUAUUAUUGAUGGUCAACAAAAGUACGGUCGGUGUUACUAAUACUAAAAUGACCGUACUAUAAAUACUAUUUUCUUAGGAACUUCAGCUAGCUCGGCUUUAGCUCAAGAGGUUAGGCAUAAGACAAUUUGCUCUACUCCCAGGGUUCAAGUCCGCUUCCGGAUGUUUUUGUAUUUUUCAGUAGCAAUUUUACUUAAAUUUUUUUUCCUGACUAGUUUUAACUUUUUUACUUGUACACGUUUAAAGGAUUGGGUAAGGGUUGGGAGUAGGGUCAGUUUAUUUUUUAAAAAUUUAAUUUAGCUCAGAGAUUUAGCUAUAAAUUACAGACUUGGCUGUCGGUCAAAUUAUGACGUCAUGAACAUGGUCAUGGUACGUUAGUUCGACAUGAUCUAUCACCGACCCAAAAGUACUGUUGCUCACUUGUAUUUAUUGCUAAGUGAACAGUAAAAUUUCGUUACUCUCACGUGAUGCAUUUUCCACCAAUGAGAUGCUAGAAAAAGUGAACUUUGACAAUUGUAUCGUGCCACCUUAACCUGAGAGAUUUUUGUAUUUGAUUGUCAUAUAAAGCUUAAAGGUGAUCUACAGUCCGAUCUGCGCAUGUGCACAAAGGAGCCCACUUUUUAUGAUACAAACAGUUUAACUAUGUUUUGGGUUCUUGAAAAGCCUGAUUAUUGUUUCUUGAUCAUUUAUUAUACUGUAGAAGCUUGGAAAUAUAAAUAGUUGUUGAAUAAAGCUCAAUAUUUUGGACACAAAAAUGUAAACAAAGGCUUUGUUUACAUACAGACUGUAGAGCACCUUUAAGUAAUUGUGACCUACUCUCACAGACACAGUUGUAAACCAGACUUUACAUCUCACAGAUGGAUAUCUUUAUAAUAUGUACAAUUUUUGUACUAAUGUUAAAAUAUUAUUCUAGAUGGACCCAGAUGCAAUAUGCGGUGCUGACGAUAAACUAUUGGAAGAUCUUGGCUUGUGCGCUAAAGGAGAUAUCUGUGCUUUGCGCUCAUAUUGCCAAGGAUGGAACUCUUCAAGCACGCCCUCAGGAUCAUUUACGCAGACUCCUGAAAGCUGUAGACAAGAACGAAAGCGAAAGCUGAUGGCUAUUUUGCAGUCUGGCAAGAAAACUAGGCUGAAGCAAAACGUUGCAGAGACUAGUACUAAAAGUAAAAAACCCAACAAUGUUGUUACGGGAUCUUCUGUACAAAUGAAGGAGAAAACAAGACGAAUCCAGCUUGGAUGGCUACAUUAUAAUAAGAAGGAAGAUCGUUACAUUCAUGUACGGGCAACUAAUGGGGGAGGAACUAGAAAUAUGGAGUUUCCUGCUGCAUACACUAAAGACAAUGUCCUGCAAGCAGCCAUUGGUAUCUUUUUCGAAAACGGACAGUCUAAGUUUGGUUUUGCAAAUGAGAUGGAAUUUGACCUUGCAAACUUUAAAAUGGAGAAAGUGGAUGUCUUAAGAGAUAACGAUGGAAUCGAAAAUCCUUUUACCAUACAAGGGUAUUUUCAGUGUUACAAGCUCUCAAAAGCGCGCAUAUAUCUGAUGUCAAAAGACAAGACUAUCACUGAAGUGACCAACAGUGAGACAGAG
Paramuricea clavata is the source of this 2521-nucleotide messenger RNA. The record is from the annotation of a GenBank genome assembly. NCBI's taxonomy places the organism in Eukaryota, Metazoa, Cnidaria, Anthozoa, Malacalcyonacea, Plexauridae.